Messenger RNA from Pyrenophora tritici-repentis Pt-1C-BFP, 1360 nucleotides. Its product is annotated as HLH domain containing protein. Lineage: Eukaryota; Fungi; Ascomycota; Dothideomycetes; Pleosporales; Pleosporaceae. The record is from RefSeq and is a predicted model, not a curated record. Gene Ontology annotation, molecular function: protein dimerization activity.
AUUACGUCCUGGCGGCUACAUCAAUUAAAAGCAUCGUCAUUUGGAGCGUGGUAUACUUUGUCACAGCCCAUCGAGCCUCCGUCUACCAACAACCACCAUAACUCCGAACAAACUUCGAAUUCCUUCCGGCACCACAUACCUAGACUUUAUACAACCAAGUCUUGAUGAACUUCCCAAGCAAUAUCCAAGGGAAGGCGGACCAAUCUCCACGAAGAAACAACAUGCCGUACUCCAAUUACUUCGACAAUCCAUACCUCAACGAAGUCUUCGACUCAACCCCCGACUACUCUCUGACUUCCUUCUUCGACAAUGAUUCGUUCUUUGAGCAACCAGUCACACCUGUAGAAAUGUCGUCCGCUGUGCCAUCGAAAUCAUUGAGGCCGAAUUCGACAUUACCGGUUACCGGCACCUCAACGAACAGCAGUCAGCAAUUGGCGCAAACCUUCAAUCCAAUUGAGCUUGAACCAUUCGACCAGCCCCCAGGUGCUUUCUUUACGCAUCAUACAGGGGCACAUGUCGUUGCAAGCGAGCCGGCAUGUUUCUCUCCAACGACGACGACUAUAUCACAAACAUCAUCCUUUUGCGAUGACGCAACACAGCAAGCUUCCCCAUCUCUAUCGCCCCACAUGCUAAAGCGCGAAUCCCCAUCAUCACCAGCUUCGGAAUCUGAGUCGUCGACCCCCAAACGCCCCACGAGGAAGCGGGGUCGACCGAAAAUGGACCGCAGAAGUACCGAUUCUCAACUAGUAACAUCCCCAUCAGCGAAGAGCCAACGCACAAAGCGCCUGCCGCACAACCAGGUCGAGCGAAAGUACCGAGAAGGUCUCAAUGCAGAACUAGAGAGAUUGCGAAACGCAGUUCCGAUUCUGAGGCAACGCGAUGAGCCCGGCCACAUGGCGCAGCCCAAGCCAAGUAAAGCGAUGAUUCUGGCGUCUGCUAUCGAGUACAUUCAAAGUAUAGAGAAGGAGAACGAGUUGUUGAAGGGAGAGAAUGAAAGACUGAGAUGUCAAUCAAGAGGUGGAAUGGAGGGGAACUGGGAGAGAAGAGAUGGAUCAUUGGAGUUCUUCAAACACGUAUAAGCAGACUGGUCUGCGUGAAGCGCUGGAUGAAUGAGGUUCAUAGUGGUGCCUACACAGACUGCAAAAGCAAGAGAUGGAUGAUUAAUGAAGAUACAUACGGACAUGGGCGCAUUGGUUUGAGCUUGUACACCCUGAGAUUGCCUUUUUAAUGGCUAUAGAACAUGUAUAUUAUACCCCUCGUACUACUAUUACGACCGUUACGAUACCCCGCGCUCGCUACAUGACAGGCAGCCUAAUAACACCGAUGAAUUUUAUGGAAAUUGUACAGUAGACACGACAAA